This is a messenger RNA of Engraulis encrasicolus (European anchovy), 804 nucleotides long. RefSeq names its product olfactory receptor 51E1-like. The record is from RefSeq and is a predicted model, not a curated record. Bases 1 to 804 code for a protein of 267 amino acids. NCBI's taxonomy places the organism in Eukaryota, Metazoa, Chordata, Actinopteri, Clupeiformes, Engraulidae. Gene Ontology annotation, cellular component: membrane. Gene Ontology annotation, biological process: detection of chemical stimulus involved in sensory perception of smell; G protein-coupled receptor signaling pathway. Gene Ontology annotation, molecular function: olfactory receptor activity; odorant binding. The transcript is spliced from 2 exons.
AUGGCAAACGUUUCAUCCGUCAGUGACAUUCUCGAAUUGGAAACAUUGGGCCACCCCGAAUCUUCUACAUAUGCGGUCUUCUUUACAUUGCUAUUUGUCUACAUCGCUCUGCUCAUAACUAACUUUGGUGUACUCAUCAUCAUCAUUAUUGAGAGGAACCUACAUGAACCCAUGUAUUUGCUCUUUUGCAACUUGUCUGUUAAUGAUAUCCUUGGUAACACCAUCCUGCUACCACGUAUGCUCAUUGACAUGCUUUCCAAAACCAGACUGAUGCCGUACAAUCACUGUGUAACACAGGUGUUUUUUAUCCACACCUAUGCCUCGGCCUCACACACCAUACUGCUUGUUGGCCUAAGUGUCAGACUGUCCCGUUGUCGAUCGCUCGUUCCUAAUUUUUAUUGUGACAACGCGUCCCUGUUCAAGCUGUCCUGUGAUGAUGUGUCCAUUAAUAAUAUCUACGGGCUGUUUUACACCGUGGUGUUGUUCUCCUCAUCUAUGGGUACCGUUGCCGUCACGUACACUAAGAUUGCCGUCACCUGCUGGACAAAGAAAAGUGCAGAGCUCAACAGCAAAGCCAUUCAAACCUGUGCAAGCCACUUGGUGUUGUAUCUGAUCAUGUUAUUUACUGGCUUUACAAUAAUCAUUGUUCAUCGCUUCCCGGAGGAAAGAUUUUUGAGAAAAUUAAUGGCUUUGCUUUUCCAUCUUGUACCGGCAAAUUUCAAUCCAAUUAUCUAUGGCCUACAGACUAAACAUUUGAGGCAAAAGAUUUUGCAAGUAUUUGGUGUAAAAGUCACACUCAGCUAG